Molecule: messenger RNA, 2811 nt
Organism: Seminavis robusta
Lineage: Eukaryota; Bacillariophyta; Bacillariophyceae; Naviculales; Naviculaceae
Source: the annotation of a GenBank genome assembly
AUGAAGUUGUUUACUUAUCUUCUCGUCGCGGCGGCCUUGCCGUUGACCGUGGUCAAUGCUGGUCAUAUCAGCACCUUGCGUGGUGCGGAAGCUGCUGAGGAGCCGCAAGUUAGCAGUACCAUUGACUUCUUGAGACGCCUCAAGACGAUCCAUGAAGCGGAAGAACCUCGAAAGCAGCUUGAGUUCAAGGACGACGUGAACGAAAGAAGGCUGUCCAAGAAAUCCUUCAACGGCAAGACCCCUACAACUACUGAUAACUGUCGUUGGCUCAAGAGGCGAAAACCAGGAUGCGAAAAGAAACCGGCUGGUGUAUGUGCUUCCUGGUCUGGAGAUCCUCAUUUCAAGACGUUCGAUAGCCUCAAGUAUGACUGUCAAGGUGAAGGUGUCUUUGAUAUUGUCAAGUCCGUCAAGGAUUAUGAUUCAAUGGAUGCUACCGGAUUCAGCCUGCAAGGACAAUUCGUCAAGUACGUCGCGUCUCGAAAGCCGACAGUCACAAAAUCUGUUGCUUUGAACACUGGUGACGGAGAACCAACCAUCCAGAUGACUGUCCCCGAUCAACCAGCUCCGGGUGAUAGCAACGGGUGCGGUCCUGACUUGUACAUUGGUGGCAAGCUGAUUGGUACCUGGAAUGAACUCCCGAAGCUCCAGAAUAUUGAUGGAAUGAAAGUCAAGACAACAAAGUCGAAGAAGGAGAAGGGCUAUGUCAUCAAGUAUCUGAAGUCGGAAGUAACGUUGACAGUGAGCGCCAAGAAAUCCAACCAAAAUGGAUGUGUCAUGCGUGCUGAGAUCUGCCUCCCCGAUUGCUACGAUCGUAUCCUUCGCGGCGAGAAGUUUGUUGGGUUGCUGGGUACACCCAACAAAGACAAGAGUGACGAUUGGAGAACCAAGGAUGGUGGCAUUGCAGAAGUGAGCGCGAAGAACUACAAGGCUGAACUCGAUUGGUGUACAAAGAACUGGUGUGUUCCCAAGAAGAGCGAAAACUUGCUCGUUUUUGAUGGUGAGGACUCAUUUGAUUCGAUUCAAGAAGACUGCACUGAUCAGGAGAUGGACCAGGAUAUCGCAGACUGCAUCGCAGAACCUGGAGACGACCUGGUACAAAUUUGCGGCAGCGGCAACGUACCAUGCAUUGUCGAUGGCUGCGUUGGUGGAGCCAAAUCCGCCAAACUUUCCGUGGAAGCUUCUCUGAACCAGGUUGACAAGGAUUGCGGUAAAGAGGUUUACAGCCAGAACUUUGACGAGCCCCUUUCAGAUGAAACUUUGAAGGUGCUAGAAAAGGCAAAGGGAGAACUCGACGACCCUGAAGCUGUCAAAGUCACCAAGUUCCUCGAGUUGUCGUCAGCGUCGCCGCAGUUUGACUUCGAAUUUGACGCGGAUGAAGACGCCGCCGUUGUCACUGUCGAGUUCCAGUUCUUCGAGAUCGGAAGUUGGGAUGCAAUUGGUAGCGACAAAGAUUUCGUGUAUGUGAGUGUCGGAGGAACCGAAAUUGACCUGUUGUCAUUGCAGGGCGGAAGCGACGAAACAGACACGGAUGGCGUGACUGCAGGUAUUUACUGGUCUCGUAGAAUGAUCACAAAGACUGGAGACUUGGGUUUCGGUGGCACCCAGGAUCAAAUGCACAAGAUAUUGGUCAAGAUUCCACCGGCAUUCUUUAAGUCCGGAGCAGUAGAGUUCUCGAUUUAUGUAAAGGUGUCUGAAGACGACGAAAAGGGCGGCAUUGACGAGAUUCGUGUCACUGAAUUCUUUGAUAACUGCGGGAUUGACUGCGAGGGCGCAACAGUCGUUGCCGAGGACUUUGAACAGGAUGACGAGACAGGUUGGGGUGGUGUUCAACCAUCAACACUAGCCAGCUUCGGAGGCAUCUCAGUUCUGGGGCCCAUCGAGGGCGAUGCCGUUGCGUCGAAGACAUUUGAUGUAUCCGAGUAUGCAGAUAGUGCGGAGAUUCAGUUCUCGCUUUACGUGACGGACACUUCGGCGUGGGAAGCCGACGAGGCGGCUAGGUUUGAUGUCACAAUCGACGAGGCUAAAUUUGACUUGGGCUACAUCGAAACCACCGAUAUGGGUGAGGUGUCAGGCUCCGCUGGCUGCGAGGUCAAUAUUGAAGAUGAUUGCAUCCUUUGGAGUCGAAAGGCAAAGACAGUUGGCAAAGGCGCAGUUUUCACCGUCAUCAUCAAGGUUUCAGACGAGUUUAUUGACGAUGGACAGUUGGAAGUCAGCUUUGGUGUCACCGGCGAUGCUGGGGCCAGCAUUGAUGACUUCAACAUGAAGGUGUAUCCAGCGAAGGAGAAGUGCGAACCUGUCAAAGAAGAUGCUAAGAUUAUUGCGGAUGAAAAGGACGUCAAGAAGUGCGAGUCCAAGAAGAAGCAGAAGUAUGCUUGGAAGAGCAAAAAGAAGAUGGAGUGGGUCGUCGAUAAUUUCCCCUACACAAAAGAGACCCUAAAAGACAUCAAGCAGAAUUCAGACGGUGUUACUCAAUGGAUGAGUGAUCCCAAGGAGCCAUCAUGUUGGGAAAUGGUUGAAAUAUGCACGGGACCUCCCACUCCUUCACCCCCUACCAGCCCUCCAGGUGUGCCUACACCAAAACCUACAAAUCCCCCCACACGAAGACCUUCAACUCCAUCCCCUACAGCAGUCCCCACAUAUGACACACCCACUCCCAGCGGAAUUGCCACCGGUGACCCGCACAUCAAACGUUGGAAUGGUGAAGGCUACGACUUCCAUGGCGAGUGUGAGCUUGUGAUGCUUUCGAAUCCAAAGUUCAACAAUGGACAAGGCCUCUCGAUCCAUCUUCGCACAAAGAUUGUGCGCUGGUAA